Messenger RNA from Beauveria bassiana ARSEF 2860, 3525 nucleotides. Its product is annotated as metallo-beta-lactamase superfamily protein. The record is from RefSeq and is a predicted model, not a curated record. The coding region runs from base 1 to 3525 and encodes 1174 amino acids. NCBI's taxonomy places the organism in Eukaryota, Fungi, Ascomycota, Sordariomycetes, Hypocreales, Cordycipitaceae. Gene Ontology annotation, cellular component: mitochondrion. Gene Ontology annotation, molecular function: 3'-tRNA processing endoribonuclease activity; ATP binding; protein kinase activity. The transcript has 6 exons. Gene Ontology annotation, biological process: mitochondrial tRNA 3'-end processing; protein phosphorylation.
AUGGAAUACUUCGCCAGCCCUGAAAUCAUUCCUGUAGUGCCACGCGACACAUCAACCUCAAUGCGCUCUCUGCCACCCUAUGUUACCCCGUGCGUAUCGAUGGCAGAGUUUUUACACAUGAUGAAGUCUUUCCCAGCAGAGCCGACAAUGUGUAUCAAAAUUUUGGAUUUUGGGAGAGCACAUAGGACGAGUGAGAAGCUCACAACUUUGCCAGGGGCAGCGCCGAAAUUGAUUCGCCCCCCCGAGGUUGUAGUUUACGACGACUCCGAGGGCAGAGCUGGGUCUGUCUGGAGUAAAUCAGCGGAUAUAUGGGCCGUUGGGUGCACAAUAUACCAGAUCUAUUACAAGACUAGCUACGAACUCAUUUCUACUUGGGGGUCACAUAACGAUUUUAUCCUCCGAACGGUUCAACUUGGCGGGCCUCCACCCGAUGCCUGGCCCGGCAUUUGGAACACUAGAAGCGGGCAUGGUAACGGAACAAACAACGGGGACUUUUGCAGCCGGGAUGAGGCCUGGAGAAAUCAGGAAGCUGAUUCUAGCUCGCCGCUUGAUGGGAGGAAGCAAGCAUUUAUUGACUUGUUAAAAGAAAUGAUUGUCACGAACCCGGACGGACGGACUCCUCUGGCAGAUUUAUUAGGGCAUCCCUUUUUCGCCAUCACCAACAGCGAGACACCAAGCCCCACCAAAGACGUCGAGGCUGUCAGGCAAGCCAACUUUUUUUUUCCAGCCUCGCCGAUGACUGUAUCUUCACAUCUCCUUCUCACUCACGUCUGCUGUGACGCAUACCCGCAAUUCCGAUGCCUGUCAUGCCGCUCCUCAUACUCUCCUUUUAACGCAUCAUUUUUCGCUCGCCGCACGGCAGCUACCGCGUCCCGACGACCGAACUCAUAUACUGCACGCUUUCCGACAUUCUUUCCAAGAUCUGCCCGUCUAGACUCAACCCUGGGGGACAGACCAUCACACCGGAAAACCCAAAAGGAUCCCACAAUCAUGACCACGAAGGUCGAGCUGGCCUUGGUGCCAACUUCCGACACACCAGGGACAUGCAUAUACGUGCACCACGAGAAACGCUCCUACGUAUUUGGCCAGGUGCCCGAGGGCACGCAGCGCGCUUUUUCAUGUCGCAAACUGCACCUCGGCGGCACGGAGCACGUUUUCCUUUCUGGUCCUGUUCGCUGGUCGCAAAUGGGCGGCCUGAUCGGCUAUCUUUUGAGCGUCGGCGGUGCUAUCGAUUCCGCCAAAGAGGCUCGUGCCACGAUGAACUCGGAGCGUGCUGAAAAGGGUCAAAAAUUAUUACGCCAGCUGCGGAACGAGGGCGUGACAGUCCACGGCGCGGACAACUUGUCUCAUAUUCUCGCCUCGGCGCGGCCGACCAUCUUCCGUCAGAACAUUGACGUGCGCGUAAUUGAAUUUAGAGAGGACCCGCGCGCCGCGGAUUCGACGCUGACGGCCCCGGAUUGGGAAGAUGAGUCGAUUCGUGUGUGGAAAAUUCCGGUGCGGAGGGCGCGCUCGAGCAGCCCAACAAAGCGGCCGCGCAGCGACAGUGCGAGCAGCGGCUCAUGCAAACCAGCUUCGGAGCCGUCAGACCCCUCCGUAGCACAGUGGAUUUUGGAGAAAAUCAUGUUUACCGGCGCCCAUGAUAAUGCUAUGCUAAUCUCCAAGAGCAUCGACGAGCUAAAACCCGACGACGACGCAAUAGUUGUAGAGGGGAACCGCAUGCGGCGCUACAAUGGCCCGUUUGGCGUCGAUGCGCCAAAGUCGUUUAGCGGUUCAGCCAAGGCCUGGGUGUUUCCUGAUGCCAAUAGCGUGCACCCCAAGGGCGACCUGAUUGGCAUCAACACUGUCUCAAAUGGCGCACUGCCGCCAACGUCGUACUCCGAGACCUCCAUGAGCUACAUUAUGAAGUGUCACGAUCGACGUGGCAAGUUCAAUGCCCAGGCAGCAAAGGAUCUUGGUGUGAAGCCGCAAAGCUUCAAGCUCUUGACAGCCGGUGAAACGGUAACGACAGACAGCGGCACUGUCGUGACUCCCGACAUGGUACUCGGAGAGCGUCAGCCCGGCAGAGGUAUCGCUGUCGCUGAUAUUAGCAGCCGCGACUUUCUGGACGCAUUCUUUGAGCGUCCCGAGUGGACAAACGCUGAAAUCAUGGCCGAAGUCAAAACAAUGUAUUGGGUUCUUGGCGACGGCAUCGUGGCAGAUCCCAAGAUCCAGCAAUAUAUCAAGGCCCAUCCGGAUAUCAAACAUGUCCUGUGCUCUCCCAACACAUGUCCCAACAUGAUUAGCAAUUCUAGUUCUGCCGAGACGCUCGCCAAGCUGCGCCGCGUCGAUCCUGAUCGGUUCCCGUUUGUCGCCUUUGACAACACUGUCGACUACGCAGUUCCCGACAAUGUCCCAUCGCUUGAGCUUGGCAGAACAGGUCACAGGUCCCAGCUCAUGCCGCGCCUACUCCACGACGACGGUCCUGUCGCAUCAUUUACCGAUCUUCAGUUGGCAUACAACGCGGUUGACCAGGAGGCAAUCGAGCUCGCCCAAAAAGCCAAGGCGAAGGUGACGGACCCGGCGUUUCUCGCACGCAUUGAGCGUCAAGAAGCCGACAUCCCCAACCGCGAUGCCGAAAUCACUGCCCUCGGCACAGGCUCCAGCGUGCCCAACAAGCACCGCAACGUAUCUGGCACUCUAAUUCGCGUUCCUGGCAUCGGCAGUUACCUGCUCGACUGCGGCGAAGGCACGCUCGGCCAGAUCAAGCGCUUGUUUGGCCCCAAGGGCACCGCCGCGGUCCUCCGCGACCUGCGCUGUAUCGUCGUCAGCCACCUGCACGCGGACCACCACCUUGGCAUGGCCAGCACCAUUAAAGCUUGGUACGAGCAGGCGCUCGCCGACAAGAGCGACGCACUCCUCGCUGUGAGCUGCAUCGACCGGUACCGCGCCGUCCUGGAGGAGAUUGCGCAGGUCGAGGAUAUUGGCUUCCACCGGCUGCGCUUCCCGAGCUGCGUCGGCCCACAUCGCGAUGUCACGACCGCCGAGCAGCUCGGCGGGCUCGGUGCCCCCGACGCCUUUGGCCUGCGACGCAUCCGCCGCGUGCCCGUCCCGCACUGCUGGCGCUCCUAUGCCACGGAGUUCGAGCUCGUCUCGGGCCUGCGCAUCGCCUGGUCCGGCGACUGCCGCCCGUCGAGCCAGUUUGCGAGGGCGUGCCGCGGCGCGCACCUCCUGGUGCACGAGUGCACGUUUGGCGACGACAAGCAGGACCACGCCAAGGCCAAGAACCACAGCACCAUGAGCGAGGCGCUGGGCGUGGCCCGCGAGAUGCAGGCCCGCCGCACGCUGCUCACGCACUUUUCGCAGCGAUACGGCAAGGCGGACGCGCUGCAGCCCAUCAUCGAGGGCGAUGCGCGGGGCGAGGAAAAGGAGCAGUCGGUGCUGCUGGCGCACGACCUGAUGCGCGUCAAGCUAGGCGACUUUCAAAAGGCGGCGUGCUAUGUCCCUGCGAUUGCGCAGGUCCUGGCCAAAACGGCGACUGAUGCCUAA